Messenger RNA from Drosophila montana, 4650 nucleotides. RefSeq lists its product as uncharacterized. Gene Ontology annotation, molecular function: DNA binding. The transcript has 9 exons. Lineage: Eukaryota; Metazoa; Arthropoda; Insecta; Diptera; Drosophilidae. The record is from RefSeq and is a predicted model, not a curated record. Gene Ontology annotation, cellular component: nucleus. Gene Ontology annotation, biological process: regulation of transcription by RNA polymerase II. Bases 1 to 3000 code for a protein of 999 amino acids.
AUGUGCAAGUGUGAGUGGGACAGCGUGCACGUAAGCUACAGCUGCGUAACAAACAACAUGGCGGACAGUGCGGCCGUCGUAAAUAUAUCGACAACAACAACAACAACAGCUACAACAAGCGAGCAACAAAUAUUUGGUUUGCUGCGCACCGCCGAACAAUUGAAAAUCAAAGGCCUCUGCGAGCCGGCUGAGAAUGCGGAUGAUUUAAAUGACGCGGCAUCGGCGACAAUAACCGUAUCGGAGAACAUACAGCAGGCGGUUGUUGGGAACAUUGUGAACGCGAGCCUAGUGCCCGGCGCGCCCUCGCCCACAAUCGAGCAGCAGCAGCAGCACCAUCAGCAGCAACAGCAACAACAGCAGCAGCAACAACAGCAGCAGCAACAGCAGCAGCAACAGGAGCAUCAGCAGCAGGUGCAACAGCAACAGCAACUGGCGAAUAGUGCGCUGCUGGCACAGCAUACGCUUGCAACAAUCAGUGGCAUACAGUUGGCCAACGCGGCCGGGCAGCAGCUGCUGAGCAACACAGGCGGCGGCACAAGCAGCAGCUUGCAACAGUUGCAGCAGCAGCAACAGCAACAGCAGCAGCAGCAACAAUUGCAGCCAACGCCGCGCAAAUCGCGACUGCGUAAACGCUCCAAAUCGCCAGAUUUGCAACUGGGUGGCAACGCCGCCGGCCAGCAACCACAGCCGGCACAUCACCAGCAACAACAACAACAGCAACAGCAGCAACAACAACAACAACAACAACACCAUCAUCCGCAAACGAUACUCAUCCAGGGACAAAAUCAAACAUCGAUCGUGAGUCUACAGCAAACGGCAGACGGCAAUUAUAUACCGGUGGCAACAGCUGGCGACGACUCCGAUAGCGAUAACAAGCCGCAAAAGAUCUGCAAGACAGAGCAGUCGGUGGCCUCGCCGGCAUCCAACUCGUCCACAUCGAAUAAUGCAGCGGGCGUGAGCGGCCAGGCGAUUGUGACACAAAUUGUAGUAGCGCGCGACGGAAAAGAUAAAAAUAUGACUAGUUUAGGCAUGGGCAUGAACGGCGGUCUGUUGGGCGUGCCCAUGGGCUUUCUGGACUUUACACCGGAACCACCAGCACCAUCGGCCACACCUGUCACCGUAACGGAACACGUCGAUCUAUCGUGCAACCCCAGCACCGAUACACGCGAUCUAUCAAAUCCCACCGAACCGCUCGACAUUGACAAUCAUUUGGCUCAGCACAUCCAUCGGCUCGAUCAAUCUCCCAUGCACUCAAUAUCGCAUCACCAUGCAACCGGGGACGAGAGCAACUCGAAUCUGGCGCAGCAUAUCAAAAGUGAGGUGAUUGAGGCCAAGCACUUGGUGCAUGUGCAACAGCAGCAGCAGCAGCAACAGCAGCAGCAACAACAACAACAGCAACAACAACAACAACAGCAGCAACAGCAACAACAUGCACAUCAUCACCAGCACUUGCAUGCUCAGCAAUUGCUGGCGCAGAGUCAGCAACAGCAACACCAGCAGCAGCAGCAGCAGCAGCAGCAGCAACAACAGCAGCAGCAGCAGCAGGCGGCGGUGCAUGCGGCACAGCAUGCAGCGCUUGCCACGCAUGCGGAAAUCGGUGGCGCCACAGUCAUGGAGAUUGAUCCGAGCCAGAUUAAGCAUGAGCCGGGCAUGAUUAUAACGCCAGAGAUUGUCAAUAUGAUGUCCACCGGGCAUAUGGACAUGUACAACUCGGAUACGAGCGAGGACUCAAUGAUGAUCGCCAACGGUUCGCCGCACGAUCAGAAUGAGCCGCAUUAUACGAAUUUGGAUCAGCAGCACGGCGGCCUGGGUGGCAGCGUUUGCGGCCCCGGCGCCGGUGGUGUUGGUGGUGGUGGUGGUGGCGGCAUUGGUGGUGGUGGUAGUGCUGGCGAGAAAGGUCAGUUUAAUGGUCCCAAAGCUUGGACACAAGAUGAUAUGAAUUCAGCUUUAGAUGCAUUAAAGAAUCAAAACAUGAGCCUGACGAAAGCAUCUGCCAUUUAUGGCAUACCAUCAACGACCUUAUGGCAGCGUGCUCAUCGUUUGGGCAUCGAAACGCCUAAGAAGGAGGGCGGCACCAAAUCGUGGAACGAGGAUGCCUUACAGAAUGCCUUGGAGGCGUUGCGUUCGGGUCAAAUAUCGGCAAAUAAAGCAUCCAAAGCGUUUGGUAUACCCUCAUCGACGCUCUACAAGAUUGCGCGUCGCGAGGGCAUACGGCUGGCGGCGCCAUUCAAUGCCGCACCAACCACGUGGACACCCGAGGAUUUGGAGCGUGCAUUGGAGGCGAUACGCGCCGGCAAUACGUCUGUACAAAAAGCAAGUGCCGAAUUUGGCAUACCGACAGGAACACUUUAUGGACGCUGCAAACGGGAGGGCAUCGAACUGUCGCGUUCGAAUCCAACACCUUGGUCCGAGGAUGCCAUGAACGAGGCAUUGAACUCAGUGCGCGUCGGUCAAAUGUCCAUCAAUCAGGCGGCCAUACACUACAACCUGCCCUACAGCUCGCUCUACGGACGCUUCAAGCGUGGCAAAUACGAUGUCGUGGCCAAUACCAGUGGCAUCUCCCUCAACAAUACAUCGGGCAACACGACCGGCAGCAUUGAGAUUAUCGAGCAUAGUCAGGAGAAUUCGUUGCAUAUGUUGCAGCAACAGUUCCCGUACAGUCCGUCGCCGCAUCCGCCGACGCCGCAGCACCACGGCACGCCGCAGCACCACAGCGCGCCGCAGCAUCAUAGCACGCCGAUGCAUCAUAGUACGCCGCAGCAUCACAGUUCGCAGCAGGGUCCGCCGACGCCGCAGGGCAUGCAACAGCACGUGGUGCACAUGCAGCAGCAGCAGCAGUCGCCGCACCAGGCGCACCAUCAACAGCAGCAGCAGCAGCACAUGCAACAGGAUGUGGUCACAUCGAGCAGCCAGGUGGUGCAUAGCCAGCAACAGCAGCAACAGCAGCAGCAGCAGCUUCAGCAGAUCUAUCAGCAUCACGGCACGCCCGAGCGUAGUUGAGAAUCACUGCACGCUGCGGCAAUGCUAGGCGGCGGCGGCAGCAGUGGUGGAGGUGGAGGUGGUGGCGGCGGCAACACAACACCAACAACAGCAACAGGAGCAGCAGGAGGAGCAACACCCUUUGCCAGCAUAUCGGGCCUGGCCAGCGGAUCGUCGACUGCGCCGCCAUCAUCGAGCACAGCUGGCACCAGCAAGCGCAAGAAAGCGACUAAGCAAAAGCGUUGAGAAAGCGCCGCCGCCGACGCCGCUGCCGCCGCUGGCUGCGAGAGAGUUGAAGAAGAUGUUGGCAGCUCAGCAACGCCCACCAAAAGCAACACAAACGCCACCGUCGCCGCCGCCGCCGCCGCCGCCAUUAAAUUUCGCUUCAACUCGAAGCACUGGAAGCGCAAGUUAAAACAGUUUCAUUUGUUGUUGUCGAAACCAACUGGAAUAGAAGAAGCGCUCGCUCAGCAAGAGAUGAGAGCGCCAAGCGAAGAGAGCAAAGAUAAGCAAAUAUAAGAGAGAACAAUUCAAGCGAAGAGCGUAACUUUUUGGCAGGAAUUAAAAGCAAGAAAAAAACCAAUCAAAAUUUAAAGAGAACAAUUUAUUCAAAAUAUAUAUGAAAACAUUACAUUACACAAUUUAGGAUGUGUAUCAAAUGUAAAUAUUAAUUUAAUAAUGUUAAUUGUAUAUGAAAUAUGCUUUACACUAAACUACACACUACACGACACGACACGACACAGUUUUCAACUCGACUCGAAAUUGAAGAGCAGUUUGUUAGUUAUAUAAUAUGGGACAACUUGGAUGUGUGUUAGAUUUUUCAUACAUUUAUAUAUUUUCUUUGAACGAAACAUUACAUUACAUAAAUUUAAGCGAAAUGUGAGCAAAAUUGCGGUACAUCUUCUUUUGUAGCAGAAUUCUGAUAUAAUUUACAUUUGUUCGUACUGUUUUUUCUUCUUCUUCUAAUUAGUUUAGUGUGAGACUGAAAGUGCGCCCCAAAUUGUAAGAGCAACAGCUGCAACAACAAUUGUAUAGGCAACAAACACACACACACACAUAUACACAUACACACUCUUACACGUACAUAUAUACAACAUACAUAUAUACAAAUAUGAAAAAUGCUUUAUAAUUUUGUCUAGAAAAGAAAGAAAAGUAAAAAAUACCUUAAAAAAUAUAGAAUUAAACCAAAAUCAUCAAGGUCUUAGAAAUUAAACUCAUUAGCAUGUAAAGAACUUUAAGCAAAUCACAAAAACAAAGGUUAAUUGAAUUUUAAAAAGCAAAAGCGUGAAGCAAACAAAAAAAUAAAAUUAUAAAUAAAAAUAAAAACUUAGCUAUGUAUAAGCAGAGAAAAUAAAUGUAGCAAAUGCAUAAUUGUGUAAUUGAAGUUAAAUGAAGAUAAGCACAUGAAAUGGAAAAUGUAUUUUUGAUAAAAGAAAGAAACAAACGAAACUAAUUUGUAAAGAAAUUCAAAACUUUUGUUAAGAUGCCAGCAAACAAAAUGUCAAAAGCAGAGCAGAAAGGAAAAAACUACAAGAAAUACAUGCACACACACACACACACACUCACAUAUUUAGAAACUAAUGUAAAAUCUUUGCUAGUGUAGUGUCUCGACAUACAAAUAAAGCCCCAAACACCUCUACUUGAUCCCAAAAUAUAUAGAAAAACGUGAAA